AUGUUUGCGAUUGGGUAUCAUAGCUUAAGGGAGCUUAAGGCCACCUUUCAGGAGAUACUGAGCUCUGACGGCGUGAAAUGGCUGAAGCAACCGACGCAAGACGAUCUGCUGGAGAAACUCAAGGAUAUGACCUUCGAGAUAGCCGGCGGCAAGCCCACGAAUUUUGAGGAGCAGUACGGCGGCCCACUUGAAGGCGGAUCUGAUGCGGAGUUCCCGGAGCGAAAACUACUACGAUGGCUUCAUCGAUUCGCCUUUCUAUGUGACGACGAGGCGAAUCUGGUGGUGCUGCCAGCCAUGUACAUGCAACACCGCUACUUCUGGGACGACGCCUAUCCCACGGCCCUCAGAUACGGGACUUUGGGAUUCUUCUUGGGCCAUGAAAUGGCCCAUGGUUUCGACGAUCUCAACCGGCUGUACGACAACCAUGGCAACCUCCGCGAUUCCAGGAGCCCCGAUACGAAGCUGAUCUUCGACCACGACAAGAACUGUUUGGCGGAUCAGUUUGCCGAUUUGCACUACAGUGGCUUGAAGCUGCCCAAAAUGGAGGCCCAGGGUGAGAACAUAGCCGACAAUGUGGGCAUCCGCCUAGCUUAUGCCACAUACACCAAGUGGCUGAAGCUGCAAUCCAAAGUGCCGGACACGGAGACACUGCCCAAUAUGUCGCAGACACCACAGCAAUUGUUCUACCUCAGUGUGGCACAGUCGAUGUGCACCGAUAUACUCGAGGAUCGGCGCCCAGCAUUUGUCCGGAAUAGCGUCCAUCCGCCGAACGAGUCGCGGGUAUUCGUCAUGAUGGCCAACAGCAAGUCCUUCGCCGAGGCCUUCCAAUGCGGCAAUCAGACUAAGCUAAGCCCCGCUCACCGAUGUGCCAUGUACUGA
Drosophila bipectinata is the source of this 879-nucleotide messenger RNA. Its product is annotated as neprilysin-1-like. Gene Ontology annotation, cellular component: plasma membrane. Gene Ontology annotation, biological process: proteolysis. The record is from RefSeq and is a predicted model, not a curated record. Gene Ontology annotation, molecular function: metalloendopeptidase activity. Lineage: Eukaryota; Metazoa; Arthropoda; Insecta; Diptera; Drosophilidae.